Messenger RNA from Prunus armeniaca (apricot), 510 nucleotides. The record is from the annotation of a GenBank genome assembly. Lineage: Eukaryota; Viridiplantae; Streptophyta; Magnoliopsida; Rosales; Rosaceae.
AUGUCCAAUAGUGGUUCGGUGGGUAUUGAUCAUAGGAUUGUGGAGUCCAAAAUAGCUGGGCGGCCUUUGACUUAUUUGAGAGAUAAGAUUGACAUGGCUGUGCGCCUUUUCGAUGCAUUGAAGGUGGAGACCCAGCAUUUUCGCCUCAGUAUUCAGGAAGCAACCAAUUCCCUUGCCACUGCUUACAAGGUUGUGCUCAUUUGGCAUGGUUCAUGGUUGUUCGUUGUAUUCCUGAAAGAGUUGGGAUACUCUGACUGCUUGUACUGCAUUGUACUAAAAUACUCACUCAACGUCUUUGGAGAUUUUGCCCAGAAAGAAAGGCCAUUAUGGCUUAAGAGACUAGGGGAACUUCUGGAAUCCUUGGAAGGACCAUAUUCUCAAGGAUAUAGAUCAUUUCAGAAUAUCUGGAAGGUGGUAGUUGGGAGAGGGCUUAAGGUGAGACUCGCGAUGAAAUUGGAUAGGGGAAAAUUCAUUGGAAAAUGUUUUUCCAAGAGUAUUGGCGGCAACUAG